CAAUUUUAAAUUCUAAUGGAACAAUUUGCGAAACGGAACCUAUGAUAUUCGGCGAUGACUUGGUAGAGCGUUCGUGCAACGUGCGGCUAAUUAUUGCAUUGAAUUAGAACUGCUGUUAAAACAUAUGCAUAUUUGGAUAAUAAUCACCGUUAAUAAGGAAUAGCGAUACCAUAAACGACAAAAUGGGAAAGCCAACUGAAUGCGAAGGUGAUGAGAAAAAUGGGGAAAAGUUACAAGAGGAGGCAGUUAACGAUAAGCUCGUUCCUCACCAUCAACACUAUGCAGACACUCCACCGGAAGCGGAAGAGAAUGACAUCGAAGCAGCGCCAUCUGGCGACGAAAGAGAAACCUGGGGAAAGAAGGUCGACUUUCUCUUAUCUGUAAUCGGGUUCGCUGUCGAUUUAGCCAAUGUAUGGCGAUUUCCUUAUCUGUGCUACAAAAAUGGCGGAGGUGCUUUUUUGGUCCCUUAUGUAAUUAUGUUGAUAACGGGUGGUAUCCCCCUGUUCUAUAUGGAACUUGCACUGGGGCAAUACCAUAGGAAAGGAGCCAUCACAUGCUGGGGAAGGAUAUGCCCGCUUUUCAAAGGAGUUGGUUACGCUGUGGUACUUAUAGCAUUCUAUGUGGACUUUUUCUACAAUGUUAUCAUUGCAUGGGCGCUUUACUUCUUCUUCGCCAGUUUUACGACCACUCUCCCUUGGGUCACUUGUAACAAUUACUGGAACACCCCAGAUUGUGUAGAUGGUAUGAAAUCAGUCGUACCAAACAACAGUACUAACAUGACAUUGUAUAUUAAUGGUUUAAGUAAUAUGACUAUGUAUGAUAGUGUUGCGAACAUUAAUAGCUCCGCAGUGAAUGUUAGUUCCGCAGUGAAUAAUGGAACUUCGGCUGCACAGGAAUUCUUUGAACGCGGUAUGUUGGAGCUAAACAAGGCUGGUGGAAUAGGAGAAGUGGGGAAAAUCAAAUGGCAGCUUGCACUUUGUCUCCUAGCAGUGUAUGUCAUUUGUUACUUCAGCUUGUGGAAAGGCAUUUCCACAUCAGGCAAGGUGGUGUGGUUCACGGCAAUAUUCCCAUAUGUUGUGUUACUUAUCCUACUUGUUCGUGGUGUGACAUUAAAGGGAGCAUCUUUAGGUAUUAGCUACUAUCUUACACCAACCUUUGACAAAUUGACCAAUGCACAGGUUUGGGUUGAUGCGGCGACGCAAGUUUUCUUCUCAUUGGGACCAGGAUUUGGGGUGCUCUUAGCUUUCUCGAGUUAUAACAAAUUCCACAACAACGUCUAUCUCGACGCUUUGGCUACAAGUAGUAUUAACUGUUGUACAAGCUUCCUUGCUGGGUUUGUUAUAUUCUCCGUCUUGGGUUACAUGGCUGAGACUUCGGGAAAAGAUAUCAAAGAAGUUGCGAAGGACGGCCCCGGUCUGGUGUUCAUAGUGUAUCCUGAGGCGAUAUCUACACUCCCAGGUUCGACAUUCUGGGCAAUAAUCUUCUUCAUGAUGCUUCUUACUCUUGGUCUCGAUAGUUCCUUCGGGGGAUCGGAAGCUAUCAUCACGGCAAUUAGUGACGAGUUCCCGAUUGUGAGGAAGAAGCGGGAGAUCUUUGUAGCGUGCCUAUUUUCCUUGUACUUCUUCGUUGGACUCGCUAGUGUCACUUAUGGUGGAGCGUAUGUCGUAAACCUUCUGGAUCGUUAUGCGGCUGGCUACUCCAUUCUCAUUGCCGUAUUCUUUGAGGCAAUUGCCGUCAGUUGGUUCUAUGGUGUCGAUCGCUUCUGCAAAGAUAUCGAAGACAUGUUAGGCUUCCGACCUGGUAUUUACUGGAGAGUCUGUUGGAAGUUUGUAGCUCCAGUGUUUCUAUUGUUCAUCAUUGUGUUUGGGCUUGUGUUUCACGAACCACUGACGUAUGAGAAGUAUGUAUAUCCUGGUUGGGCUAACAUGAUUGGUUGGCUGAUCGCUAUGUCAUCGGUCGUCUGUAUACCUGGCGUUGCUCUCAUACAAAUUAUACGAGCCCCCGGGACGUUACUGGAGAAACUAAGGUUUGUCAUAACACCAUGGCGUGAGACCCAGAAGCAUACAGUUCACGCCCAAACAAACGAUAUAAGGCUAAACGGUGGACACCCAAUGGACGCUGUAUAAUGAUGGACU
Molecule: messenger RNA, 2135 nt
Organism: Owenia fusiformis
Lineage: Eukaryota; Metazoa; Annelida; Polychaeta; Sabellida; Oweniidae
Source: the annotation of a GenBank genome assembly